This is a messenger RNA of Dermacentor albipictus, 2844 nucleotides long. NCBI's taxonomy places the organism in Eukaryota, Metazoa, Arthropoda, Arachnida, Ixodida, Ixodidae. The record is from RefSeq and is a predicted model, not a curated record.
UCUAUAAUGACUCACCGACACCAUUGCCAGUCCUGCUAUCUGACGCAAGUCAAGAUCUUUGGUGCCAGCAAGUAAUCCAGGGCGCCAUCUUCAUACCUUUGCACACGGAUUCACAGCCGCCAGGAGCGACAUCUCCCUUCUGGCUCUACUUAAGCAGCUGCCUUCGUCCGGCCACUUUCAGUGGGCACGGGAUAGCGGCAACCAUGCAGUCGCCGCUAAACCCUUUUUGCUUCUUCAUGCAGUUGAUCGUGCUCCUUGGAGUAUGGCUGUAUCCCUCGACCUGCGCAUGUGCGGUUUCACCAGUGCUCAUCUAUAAUGACUCACCGACACCAUUGCCAGUCCUGCUAUCUGACGCAAGUCAAGAUCUUUGGUGCCAGCAAGUAAUCCAGGGCGCCAUCUUCAUACCUUUGCACACGGAUUCACAGCCGCCAGGAGCGACAUCUCCCUUCUGGCUCUACUUAAGCAGCUGCCUUCGUCCGGCCACUUUCAGUGGGCACGGGAUAGCGGCAAGCAUGCAGUCGCCGCUAAACCCUUUUUGCUUCUUCAUGCAGGUCUGUGAAGCUCUGUCUCUUUACUCUAAACGUACAAGUAACGUCUGUCUGCUGCUUUUCCCGUGCCCAAGUGUACUUUUUGCCUCACUGUGUGAAUGUGCGUUUGUUGCAAGGCUACUCAUCCUAUCUGGCGACGUUGAACUUAAUCCGGGACCCGCAACUGACGCGCAGUACAAAGAACUUCUUGCAGCCAUUUCUGCCCUUUCAGCAAAAAUAGAUUCACGACACACAGAGGUAAUGAGUGGUCUCGCCGAAUUAAAGGAAAAGCAAGCUCAAUUAACUAAUCAAGUUUCCGAUUUAACCACUAGAUUAACGACAGUUGAAUCGCUUGUUGAAUCACUUGAGCUUAACCCGUCGUCAGCUGACAUACCUGCAGUUGUAGCUCACGCCGUUAAAACUGAAAAUGCCUCCCUCCUGACACGUCUCGAUGAUCUGGAAGAUCGCUCCCGCCGGGAUAACUUAAUAUUUUAUGGUAUUUCUGACUCUCCCUCAGAAACAUGGGCACAGUCUGAAAAAUUGGUGUGUGAAUUUUUGUCUCAUCAUCUUAAGUUUGAGGUCCCCGAGAAUAUGGUUUGUAGAGCCCACCGACUUGGCUCGUAUACUGCUAAUAAGACUCGCCCGAUUAUAAUGAAAUUUUCUUGCUCAAAACUAAAGGAUAAAAUUCUGGCACUAAAAUCUAAUUUCAAAUCCACCGGGGUAUCUGUGGGCGAAGAUUUCUGCCGAGCAACGCGCCAGGCUAGGAAAAAGCUGCUUGAUUUUGCUAAGGCAUCAGGACAGACAUACUCAAUACGGCUAAAUAAGUUAUUUUUGAACAAAAAGUGCUACGUUUACUGUUCUACCACUGACAAUGUAUGCGAAGUCAGCAUGCCACGUGCAGCACGCUCUUCUGAUCGGUCGCGUCAAGCUAUCGAAGGAAAUGGUUCGACAUAGCUAGCACAUGCGCAAUCUAAUAACACCAUAUCUGUUUUUGUCACUAACGUGCGAAGUCUACUAAAUAAACGUGCUGCGGUGUCCUCGCUGAUUGAUUCAUGCGCUGCUGACAUAGUAUGUCUCACUGAAACAUGGCUCUCGGCUCGGAUAAAAAAUAGCGAAAUUUUUGAUUGUGAAAAACUGUAUUCAUGUUAUCGCUGCGAUCGUGGUGUGCGAUCAGGUGGAGGUGUCUUGAUUGCGGUUACUGAAACGCUCACAUCGAGCUCAGUUUCCAUAGAAACGCCACUUGAACUUGUUUGCGUGCGCGUUGUACUCGACAACAGAGAUGUUAUUUUUUGCACAUGCUAUCGCCCUCCUACUGCUUCGACGUCAUUUUGCGAUGACCUUCACGACGCAUUGAACAAAUUAAUUGUCAGAUACCCUAACGCUCCCCUUUUUCUUCUUGGUGACUUCAACUUUCCCGAUAUCAUUUGGCGUAACGACACGGCAACGUCCCAGUCUUCUCAGAGUACCCAGUUUAUAAACACUUGUUUGGAUUUCCACUUCACCCAGCUUGUACUGAAACCAACGCGCGUGUCUGCCUCCUCAUCUAACAUACUAGAUCUGAUUCUCACUACGAACCCUGACACAGUUUCCCCAAUUCUUUACAUAAAAGGCGUAAGUGAUCACCUUGCACUCACUUUUCAUAUCAAUACACGGGCUCCUGUAAAGAAAACUACGAAGGUGAUCCGCGAUUACAGCAAAGCCGACUUGGCUUCCAUUACCACUGAAAUGGAAAAUUUCGCAGCUUCUUACAUCGCUAAUUGCGAUCAGCGCUGUGUUCAAGAAAACUGGUGCAUUUUCAAAAAUAAAUUGUUGUCAUUAAUCGAACGUUUCGUACCGCAAAGAACAGUCUCUUGCAAGCCACGGUCCCCUUGGUUCAACCCCUUUCUGAAGCGACUACGUAACAAAAAAAAGCGGUUGUUUCGUCGCGCAAAAGCUUCAUGCAGUGACGUUGCUUGGUCCGCUUACUACCUCACUGAAAGUGACUACAACACAGCCGCCGCUAGUGCGAAACAGCAUUUUUAUUCUGUUACCCUUCCGUCCAUCUUGCAAACUAAUCCUCGUAAAUUCUGGACCAUAGUUAACGGUACUCCAAGCAAAAUAAUCCAAUUAACAUACCCAAACGAUCAACCUGUUGCUCCUGAAGAAUGCUGUAAUGUAUUUAAUGAUGUGUUCUCUUCACAUGUUACCACAAUGCCUAGUGGAUUACCGGUUUUAUCCAAUUCUGGUUUUUCGCCCAUGGAUCCAAUCUCUAUUGACUGGGUUGGUGUUAGCUGCCUAAUAAACAAUCAAAAAACGUCCUCCUCUGCCGGCCCAGACU